GGUACCCCUGGCCCUCGCCAACACCGCGCAGCCUCGGGCCCUUCGCAUCCGGAACAGUUUCCGGGGCGGACGCUUUUUGCCGCUGACCCGGCGCGCCUGGUGACGCGAAGGUCCAGACGGAAGUGCGGGCGGAGGAGCCCGAGGCGGAGGGGGUUUCGGCGGCUCUGGGCCGUGGGGGCUGCUGGGUCUGGAGGCCAUGGCGACUCUGUGGGGCGGCCUCCUGCGUCUUGGCUCUUUGCUCAGCCUGUCCUGCCUGGCGCUGUCCGUGCUGCUGCUAGUGCAGAUGUCAGACGCCGCCAAGAAUUCCGGGGAUGUCCGGUGUAAAUGUAUUUGUCCUCCUUAUAAAGAUAUUCCUGGGCAUAUUUAUAAUAGGAACAUAUCCCAAAAAGACUGCGACUGCCUUCAUGUUGUAGAGCUCAUGUCUGUGCGGGAGCCUGACAUAGAAGCGUACUGUCUACGCUGUGAAUGCAAAUAUGAGGAAAGAAGCUCUGUAACAAUCAAGGUUACCAUUAUAAUUUAUCUGUCCAUUUUGGGCCUUCUACUUCUGUACAUGGUGUACCUUACUCUGGUUGAGCCCAUACUGAAGAGACGCCUGUUUGGACACUCACAGUUAAUACAGAGCGAUGACGACGUCGGGGAUCACCAGCCUUUUGCAAAUGCCCAUGAUGUGCUGGCCCACUCCCGCAGUCGAGCCAAUGUGCUGAAUAAGGUCGAGUAUGCCCAGCAGCGUUGGAAGCUUCAAGUUCAAGAACAGCGAAAAUCUGUUUUUGACCGUCAUGUUGUCCUCAGCUAAUUGAGAAUCAAAUUCAAGGGAACUAGAAAGCAACAAGGCCGACAACUGGAAAAAAUUGACUGAGUUUUCCUGGGUUUUGUUUUAUACCCUGUUAAUUUCGCCAACUCUUGCUGGAAAAUUCAAAACCUGAAAUAAAAGUGUGCUUGGUAUUUUCCUUUGUUGUUAACAUAUUAAGAGACUUUUUUUUAAAGCACACACCAAGUCAGCCAAUAAACCUUUUCCUAUUUGUGACUUUUACAAGUGAAAAUAAGUCUUCUUGUAAGUUAUCUUGAAGUCCUUCACCUAGAAUAAAUAUUCUUUUUCACUACACAGUUUUAACUUGGUUUUCAAGAUAAUUUCCAGGUGUGUGUUCGUUGUUUUUUUUUUGUUUUGUUUUUGGCAGGGGAGGAAAGGGGUAUGUGGGAACUGCUUAAUAAAACUUUUCUCAAGUCACUUUACUAAAAAAAAACUUUUGUAAAUAGACUUUACCUUAUAUUUUCAAGUUUCAUUUACAUUUUGCAGUGUAGCCAGCCUCAUCAAAGCCCUGACUUACCCCUUUUGAAUUUUGCACUGACUGUGUUAUCUUGGUAUCUGGUUGGUGUGUGGUACACUUCAUGGUAAACUAGAUCUGAAAUGUCUGGUGGCUUCUCACAAAAUGCAAAUUUUCUUUAAGUACUGUGAUGUGUGAUGCAAUGCAUCCUGGAAUAAACUGGCUAUUUGCUACUUUAAUGACUAACAAUAGUCUUGGCAUGUGUUGUCUUUCUCAUCCCCUCCUAUCUUUAAGGAUGAAUCCUAAGGACUUGGAUACUUGCAAUAAAGAAACUUUCUUUUAAGCCCAAGCCUUGCUGAAUUGAUGGCAUAUACAUAAUUUAUCAGCAUUUCUGGGCAGGUUGAGAGAGAGCCAUUUGAGCUCCAGUGUGUGGAGCUUUGAAUGGGUACUCGUGUUCUCUGUGCCUCCCUCUGAAAGGUGUAACAGUCAUUGGAUAACUGGCUUUUUCUUCCUGUGUCAAAACCUUGGAAUGGAACAAUAAAAAUAAUUUUUGAAACACCUA
This is a messenger RNA of Pteronotus mesoamericanus, 1824 nucleotides long. RefSeq names its product TMEM9 domain family member B (gene TMEM9B). Lineage: Eukaryota; Metazoa; Chordata; Mammalia; Chiroptera; Mormoopidae. Gene Ontology annotation, cellular component: lysosomal membrane. Gene Ontology annotation, biological process: positive regulation of canonical NF-kappaB signal transduction. The record is from RefSeq and is a predicted model, not a curated record. The transcript has 5 exons. Bases 197 to 793 code for a protein of 198 amino acids.